AUGAGGCAGUACAUAGCAAGGAUUAAUAAGCUCUCGCUGCUUGGCAUCGAUCGCCACGCCCUAUUUGGCGCAUACGGGAUGCGGCGCGCGCUGCUUGCGGCCGUCCUCAUAGCGACCACCCACGCAGCCGUCUUUACCGAAGGUGGCGCGUUGGGAGACGUGGUAUACCCUGGAGAGUACGAUUACCCAAAAUCGAAUGCGUUUCUAGAUGAUUCAGACCCAGAAGAGGGCAUUCAGGAAUGGUAUCAGAAACAAGACCUUCAAAACAAAAAGCCUAGAGAUGUCAGAAACUCUGCGGAGUUAAACGGGGAUCUAGCUGAAAUCCUUCAAGAACUGACACAGCAGAAAGAACAGCUAAAACAAGAAGACACAGCGGUUCCUUCCGAAGUCGAGAUCGAACUGCAAAAUACAAAAGAACAGCCAAACGAGACGGGGAAGGUGACCGGAACAGAGAAAGCGGAGCCUCAGCCCGAUGUCGUGGAGAAGCAACCCCUGGUGGCUCAGAAAAAAGGACCAGAACGAGUUCGUGUCAUUUGUCGAACCUGUCGAAUCCAAGCAAACUCAAUCAAUUGCCACCAUGGAGAAGCGUCGUCUCGCUGGCUCCUCUGA
Ostertagia ostertagi is the source of this 609-nucleotide messenger RNA. Lineage: Eukaryota; Metazoa; Nematoda; Chromadorea; Rhabditida; Trichostrongylidae. The record is from the annotation of a GenBank genome assembly.